Molecule: messenger RNA, 1728 nt
Organism: Phragmites australis (common reed)
Lineage: Eukaryota; Viridiplantae; Streptophyta; Magnoliopsida; Poales; Poaceae
Product: ethylene-responsive transcription factor WRI1-like
Exons: 7
Coding region: 1-1137 (378 amino acids)
Biological process (GO): regulation of DNA-templated transcription
Molecular function (GO): DNA-binding transcription factor activity; DNA binding
Source: RefSeq, a predicted model, not a curated record
AUGACGAAGCCGCCUUGCGCAACUACCCCGCUUUCCCCUUCCUCUUGUUCUUGGACCUCCUCCUCCGCUUCCACAUCCUCCGCGGGCUCCUGCUACGUGCCGUCGUGCUCGCCGAAGCACAAGAAGAAGAAGAGCAAAUGCAAGAGGGCCCAGAACGGCGCCGGCGAUGCCGUGGUCGUCCCAAGGAGCAGUUCCUCCAUCUACAGGGGUGUGACCAGGCACAAGGGCUCAGGGAAGUAUGAGGCGCACCUGUGGGACAGGCAUGCCCGGAGCCCAACAAAGAACAAGAAGGGCAGACAAGGAUGUGUGGAUGUUCCAUGCCCGAUUGUCUUCUCGCUUCCAAUAGUUUAUCUAGGAGGUUUUGACAGUGAGGAGGCAGCGGCCCGCAUCUACGAUCUUGCAGCACUCAAGUACCGGGGCUCAAAGUGUGUACUCAACUUCCCACUGGAAUCGUACAAGCAAGAGCGUGAGAAGAUGCAGCGCAUGACGAGAGAGGUGUACUUGGCCACUCUGAGGCGCAGGAGCAGCGGCUUCUCGAGAGGCGUCUCCGAGUACAGGGGAGUGGCAAGGCACCACUACAAUGGCCGGUGGGAGGCCAGGAUAGGCCACGCUAGCGGCAAGAAAUACCUCUACUUGGGGACAUUCGAUACCCAGGAAGAGGCAGCCCGGGCCUACGACCUCGCAGCUCUAGAAUUCCGGGGGCACAGCGCGAUCACCAACUUCGACAUCAGCAGCUACACGGACUACCUGCAACCACCGGUCACCAAGGCCCAGCCACAGCCGGUUCUGAAGCCCAAGGACGAGGCACCGCUCCCCAUGGCACAUCCGGCGCCACUUCUGCAGCCCAAGCCCGAGCCCGAAGACGAGCCCGCGGCGCUGCCACUGGGCCCGGUGCUCCGCGACGCGGACGACGUGGACCACGCCAUCGCCGAGAUCCUACCGGCGCUCGGAAUGGACCCCGCCGAAUUCGAGGAAAGGUACCCGGCCCGCCGCGCCCGCGCGCCCGGCUGGCCGUCGGACGACCUGCCGCUGCCGGACAGCGUGCGCUUCGAGGACGACAUCGAGUCCCUGUUCGACGCGCCCGGACCUGCCGCGGCCGCCACGAUCGGCUCGCUCGCCCCCGGCCGCUGGCGGUGAACCGGUACGUGGCGUGCGCUGCAUGUCGCGUCCGCGUAGGUCGUACGUGUCGCCGUGCCGCUGUGCCGCCGUGCCGGUGCCUCUGGCGGCGUAAGGUGCGUUUUGGUUUUGGGGGCGAGGCGGCCGGUGAAGUGUUGGGUUUUGGAGUGUAAAAAUGCUGUGAUGUGGCCGCUCUCCUUUUGCCUUUUGGAGUACGUGCAAGUGGGAGGAGGCACAAGCUUUUGGGGUGCACUGUCGAAGCCGUGGCACUUGUGACUUGUCGGCUAACGACGCACUGCAGCAGCAGGACUGCUAUCCGGUUGUCCAAGUUGGAUGCCGUGACAAGUGACGCACACUGUUGGUAGGAAACUGAUGAACUGACAGGUUUCUUAUUUGCUUUUGCGUGUGUUUAAGCCUAGUGAUGAGACGACUCUCUCACGCGCACACUCGUUUUGAUUUGAUUGACAUGAGCGUGUGUGGAUGCUUAAGGCCCCAUUAAUGUUUUAGUGGUGAGUGGUGCCGUACUGACGCUGCGUCGAUCGUCCACAAGAUAUUGUUGUCCACUACAAGCUAGUAGUACAAAUCAAGUAAAGCGUACUUGUAGGCAGAUCA